UUUCAGCUCAUUAACCAAAUCAAAAAAGAAGCAAGAAUAUUUUUGAAAGAAUCAUAGAAUAAAAAUAAUUCAAAUCUAUCAAAAAUCACAAAGAUUCAAAUAGUUGGUUCUGCUAUCUUGUGCUCCCCAUCUGCAAAAAAGAAUUCCUUGAACUAUCCCACCAACCUGACCCAAAAUCCCCUUAUCUUUUCCUAUCAACACCCCUUCUUUCUCUCUCCUAUUUUCAUUUUAUAUUAUAAUAUAUUAUUUUAUUUUAUUUUAAUUUUGGGUGCAAUUAAUAUAGUCUCCCUCUCAAUAUUUAUAUACAUCACUUCAACACUAGUUGGCCUUCUCUAUAUAAAUAUCACCUCUUCAACUCUCUUUUCUCUAGUUUAUAAACUUUGUCAAUAAAAAAAAAAUAAUUCAUCAAAAAAUUAUAUAUAUCAUCAAAGAAAAGCCAAUUUUUCGCCGUCUAGCAACUUCUUGUUCAAUCAAAGAUAACAUCAUCAUUCAAGGAAAAACAAUACAAUUUGAAAAGUGAAUUUGUUAAUGCCGUUGUUGAUAAGAAAAAAGAUCAGAAGAACAAUUCAAGCUCAUCUUUUCAUAAUUCAUCCAAAUCAUUAAAGUUGCAAUAAACUUUAAAUCUUAAAAAUAAAAAUCCAAUGGAUGGUUGUACAAGUAUGGCUCAAUGGAGCAACAUUUACCAUCAACAAUGCGGUAUCGAAACAUCGAGAUCGAUUUCAACUUUGAUCUUAGAUCCGAUCCAUGAAGAGCUUCAUCAAGAAGAGAAUGAUGGUCAAGGAAUAAUAAUCCCUUGGAAUAAUGAAGGUGCACCAAGAAAUAAUCAGAUGUGCUCUUCUCUUCCUAUGAUUAUUAGUCCUUUUUCGAAUAACAUCAUUCAUCAAUCUCAACCGUUCGAUAAAUCGACUAAUAAUAAGGGUACUUCAUCAGCUAAUAACUCUUUUGAUCAACAAUCCUUUGAGUGUUUAUUAUCAGGUACUAAUAGUAAUACUGAUACUUCAGUUGAAGAUGAUGGUAUUUCUAUUAUUUUUUCGGAUUGUCGAAAUUUCUUCAACUUUAAUAAUUCCAACAAUGGUGAAAAUCAAAAUGAUAAUGAGCCUAAGAAGAGGGGGAAUAAUAUUGAACAAGAUUUCCAAGGUGAUCCUCAGGAGUUUCCUCCAUUCAGGAUCACCCAGGAAAAUUCUUGUUCCCCAAGUUUGCGACCCAGUAAGAGACAGAAGAACAACAACAACAGUAACAACAACGACAACAACAACAACAAUAACAACAACGACAACAACAACAAUGUUGAGAAGUAUGGGUCAGGCCGACAUAAGGGCUCAUCGAACAUAAGCUUCCAACAAGGAAGUUCAUCGGGUUCCUCAAUCGAGGAACCCGAUGCAGAAGCAAUUCAACAGAUGAAAGAGAUGAUAUACAGGGCGGCCGCCUUUAGGCCGGUGAAUUUCGGGGUGGAUUUGGUGGAGAGGCCUAAGAGGAAGAAUGUAAGGAUAUCAAGUGAUCCACAAACCGUCGCGGCGAGGCAAAGGAGGGAGAGGAUUAGUGAGAGGCUAAGAGUGUUGCAAAAGCUAGUGCCUGGUGGUAGUAAGAUGGAUACUGCCUCGAUGCUUGAUGAAGCUGCUAAUUAUCUCAAGUUUCUUAGGAACCAAGUCAAAGCCUUAGAAACUUUAGGUAAUAAUAAUAGUAAUAGUAGUAAUAAUAAGGUGGAUAAUCAUUAUCAUUAUUCUCCUAAUACUUCUACUAAUCAUCUUUUUCCUUCAAUUAACCUACAAUUUUCAUCCAUGUCAUUUCCCAUGCAGUUACCCACAAAUAAUUCUACUAUUUUUAACCCUCAAUUUUCACUACAAAAGCCUAAUCAUCUUCAUGUACUUCCCAAAAGUUGAUCUACUUUUAAUUAUUGAAAAACCCAAGAAAAAAAAAAUCAAGGGAAAUGACCAAUUUAACCCUACAUCAUAUCCCCAUAAUUUCAUGAUUAUUGUCAUCAUUGAUAUUAUAGUCAUCAUCAUUGCUCCCUCUGUUACAUCUUAGUGAUAAGGAGGAAAUCAACAUCAAAAACAGGUGAACAUUUUUGAAAUUUUACCUACAAUUUUUGGGGGGUAUUUUAGUAAUUUGUAGUGGUGGGAUGAAAUUGUUAUUAUUAUUUUUAGUUAUUAGUGAAGUUAUUAAAGUAGUGACCUUUUUCAAUUGAUCUGUGAAAAGUUGAAGUAAUUAUAGCACAUAUGAUUAUGAAAAAGGGGAGGUCAGAAAAGUGAUUAUGACCCUUUAUGUAAUCUUUUUACCAAUUAUAUGAGU
Chenopodium quinoa (quinoa) is the source of this 2289-nucleotide messenger RNA. Its product is annotated as transcription factor bHLH87-like. The transcript is spliced from 3 exons. Bases 642 to 1880 code for a protein of 412 amino acids. Gene Ontology annotation, biological process: regulation of DNA-templated transcription. Gene Ontology annotation, molecular function: protein dimerization activity; DNA-binding transcription factor activity. Lineage: Eukaryota; Viridiplantae; Streptophyta; Magnoliopsida; Caryophyllales; Amaranthaceae. The record is from RefSeq and is a predicted model, not a curated record.